This is a messenger RNA of Caenorhabditis sp. 36 PRJEB53466, 3646 nucleotides long. The record is from the annotation of a GenBank genome assembly. NCBI's taxonomy places the organism in Eukaryota, Metazoa, Nematoda, Chromadorea, Rhabditida, Rhabditidae.
AUGCCAGUAACUGCCGUCGGCUCGCUUCUGGAGCUCAAUAAUAUUUUGGAGGUGAGUCGCGAAAAUCUCUAAUCGUUUUGAGCAAAUUUGUGCAAAAACGCAGGGCUGGGUAAAAGGCCGGCCCAGGCUUUUUGAGGCCUGGACCUUUGACCCACUUGUAAUGAUCCGAUCGGGACCAAACUUUGCAGGCUUUUUGGCAUUGGAUUGAAGUAUAUUGGGACCAAGUUUCAGACCGAUUGGAUCACCUGGUCCCGAGAUAUGUGGAUCAGAGGCCGCAAUUUUCGCAAAUCUUUUUUUCGGCUUCUGAUCCACGGAUCUCGGGACCAGAUGAUCCAAUCGGUCUGAAACUUGGUCCCAAUAUACUUCAAUCCAAUGCCAAAAAGCCUGCAAAGUUUGGUCCCACUCGGAUCAUUGCAAGUGGGUCAAAAGCCUUUGCCGAAAUUUGCGCCCAGCUCUGGCAAAAAGCCAAAAAAAUCUGUAACUUUCAGUUUACAAUAUUGUACAAUUGUGUGUAAAAGUUUUGCAGCGCUCCGACGCGAAUCGCCUGAUAAUCGUGGACUUCUUCGCUCACUGGUGCGGUCCCUGCCGGAUCGUCAGUCCGGCGUUCGAGCAAAUGUCCGCCGAGUUUGGAAAUGCCACUUUUCUGAAAGUGAACGUCGACGAGGCCAGGGGUAUCGAUUUUUAGAUUUUUAUAAGCGAAUCCAGAGCUGGGCAACCUUGUCCUGGACUUUUGACCCGCUUGCAAUGAUCCGAUCGGACCUAAACUCUGCAGAAGUCUUGAACUUGGAUUGAAGUAUACUGGGACCAAGUUUCAGCCGGAUCGGAUCAUUUGGUCCCGAGAUUUUUCCAAGUUUUUGCGAAAAUUGUGGCCUUUUUGGCCUCCACAUAUCUCGGGACCAGAUAAUCCGAUCGGGCUGAAACUUGGACCCAUCAUACUUUAAUCCAGGUUCAAUAAGCCUGCAAAGAACCUGUUACAGUCGCGGUAAAAUCGGAAAUGUCCAGAUUUCUGCCCCUUAAGGACAAUUCAGGCAAUCUGAAAGUGGUUCAAAAGUCCAGAACAAGGCACAGCCCUAGUGCACAUUUACAACCGCAAAAAGUGCAAAAAGUCGUAAUUUUGUCGUCGUUUUGCAGACAUAGCCGCCCGAUACGCAAUCUCUGCGAUGCCCACAUUCGUGUUCAUAAAGAAUGGGCGCCAAGUGGAGAGUGUGCGCGGUGCGAACGUGAGUGCGAUCCGCGCGGCCAUCGAAAAACACUACUCUUCGACGCCGGCCAAUCCGAAUUCCGCUUCCGACGCGGAAAAACGCUUCCUGGAGAGAUUUGUGAGCAGUGCGAAUCUGAAGAAUUACUACACGGACGAGGUGUUCAAAGCGCUCGCGAGAAGCGUCGUUCCGGAAGAGGAACUCGUUCGGAAGGCCACCGACCAAGACGGAAAAGUGUCGGAGAUUGAGUUGUUGAGAAGUUUGUGCGAGACUUCUAUCAUUUGCCCGUUUUCCUCUAUCAUUUUCCAACUUUAGACCUUCUCGAAUGGUUCAAAACCGACUUUUUCUCGUGGUUCGACAAGCCGACGUGCGAGAAAUGCUCGCUGAAAGCCAAGACGGCGCUGUCGGGCACGCCGACGAAAGCGGAAAGCGACGGAGGCGCCGCGCGAGUCGAGGUGUACUCGUGCGACGGAUGCGACGCCGAAAUGCGCUUUCCCCGCUACAAUGACCCGGCGAAACUGUUGCAGACGAGGUAGGCAACGGGAGACACUUGCAUUAUUUUUUGAGGGCAAUUCGGUUUUCUACUGCACUUUGUGUCAAAAUCUCUUCAGAACGGGUCGAUGCGGCGAGUGGGCCAACUGUUUCGCCCUGAUCCUCUCGGCGAUGGGUCUCGAGUGCCGCUACGUGUACGACACGACGGAUCACGUGUGGAACGAGGUGUACCUGAAAGACGAGCACCGCUGGAUCCACGUCGAUCCGUGCGAGAACACUCUGGACCGUCCGCUGCUCUACACGAAAGGCUGGAAGAAGCGGCUGACCUAUUGUAUCGCAUUCGGAAACGAUCACGUGGCAGACGUGACGUGGCGAUACGUGUACGACGCGAAGCGGACGAAUGAGCUGCGGACGGAGGUGCGCCAGAAAGUGCUCGAGAACUUUUUGGCGAAACUGAACGCCCGUCAGAUGGACGGACAAAGUGAGGAACGGAAAAAGGAGUUGGCGGUGCGAAGGACCGUCGAACUGUUGGAGAUGAUGACGGCGGAUGCGCGCAAUUUGAAGAUCGGAUGGGAGAAACUCGGCGAUGAUUUUGGCGGAAGAACUACUGGUGCGUAGAGAAAUGCGAUUUUCCGCGUCAGAAGACGUCCUAUGCUUCUGAAAACGUUCUAGAUGAAAUCUUCACAUCCAGUACUGUAUUUUUGCUGUUGACACUUUUUUCAUCCGACAACUCCUGACAGUUGUGUAGCUCUUGGAAGUUUGCACUUGCAAAAAAGUGCUUACUUCCAAGCUGCUUCUAAUUUUAACUGAAAACGUGUGAAAAUUGGUUUCUUCGGCAGAAAUUGUAAUGGAAAUUGUCUGGAAUAUCUGAAAAGUGCAGUUUUCGGUGUCCAAAGCGGAAGAAACCACGAAUUUCUGAGCUUUUUUGCAUAUCUGACCGUCACACUGUCCGCAAACACCGUCACGCCAAACUGCAGACUUUUUUCGACAACAUUUGCUUUUGAAGCCGUUUUUUUCGCAACUGUUGGACAUUUCGCAACUUCAACUUGUUGAAAUUGUGCUUUAAUAAAUCAAUUUGCGAAAUGUCCAACUCGGACACCUGAAUGUUGGCUUUUUGAGUUGAUCUUCUGCAAUUUUCAAAUAAUUCCCGUUUCGCAAUUAACAGAAGUUUCGCAACUGAGAAUUUUUAAAACUGCUCACCGUCUUUCUGGACGAAAUUUGAAUUUUCCCGUAAUUUCAGGCUCCGAAGAGUGGCGUCGUGCACGUGGCGAAAUGGGCUCCUCAGCAACGCCUGCCGUACUCGGUGCUCCGAUUAAAUUGGCUCUCGAAGGCGGAAAUUACGCGGAAUUCGGGUACGACGUCAACGCGGACACUUAUUCGCAAGAGCCGGCCCAAGGAUUCCGGGCGGCCGCGUUCUCGUCGGACAAUGUGAUGAGAAAAGUGGAGGACGACUGGAAUCAAGUGUACUUGUGCAGAAUUGACGGCGAAAAGCCCGCCGAGGUAGGCUCCCGCCAUUUUUUUGAAGCAACAAUGAAAUUUAAUUCAAUUUUUCUCCAGAUUUCGUGGCACUUCGAUCUGGAAUCGCUCGGAAAAGAGCUGGAAAAAGUGGAGAUUCACGUGAACGGAAUCGCGAAAUUCGAAAAUGGACGAGCGAUGGCGAUGGCGUGUUUGGGAGAUGUAAGUUGAGAAAAAAAAAACUGUUUAUCAAAAAAUAUCAGACUUGCAACCUGAUCUCCCCGAAAACUGGCGUCCUGGUGCUCGAACAUCCGACCGCAGGAAUAUUGAAAAUUUCGGUACUAAGAGUGAAGGAAAUCGUCUUUUCGAGAACAUCAUAAUUUUAGGCGAAUAUGUCCGGCGGCGAAGGAAGAAACGCGUUCCAGCACGCUCAAAUCUUCAGAACAAACAGAACGACUGUGCCGAUCGAAAGUCUGGUUGUAAAAGUGUGGACGAAAUAA